Molecule: messenger RNA, 1327 nt
Organism: Porites evermanni
Lineage: Eukaryota; Metazoa; Cnidaria; Anthozoa; Scleractinia; Poritidae
Source: the annotation of a GenBank genome assembly
CACGCGUUCUUCCGGAUUUGCUUCCACGCGGCUGAUGUAAUGCACAACACUUCCACACAUCCACAAUGUCCUCAAAACAUUCAGUAACCACAAUCGGAAAGUUGAUUCAGAAGUGUCUCAAGGAGGCUUAUCUUUUGCCGCAGAAACCGUCGUCGUAUUCUAAGGGAUAUCGAUUCCUAAAUGAUAGGAAAUACCGCACGUACGAUUGCCCGCCUAGCUCCCUGAAUUUCGAUCGUCUUCUGUAUCCAUUUCGUCAUCUUCCUGCCGCGGGAAAUGAGAUUCCCAUAAUAAUGGAGUGCAAACCGCCAGAUUAUCUGCAACAACACUGGAGACGAUGGCUUCCCGCUUUUCCUCCACCUGUAAUUAAAUCGCUGGACGAAGGACUACAAGACGAUAUUCCAGUUGUAACGGUGGCACCGUUUGAAGCCAUCCCGGAAGAAAAACAGAGCGUCCACCCUGACAUUUUAUAUAAACUGCAGCUCAAGAGUUCGCUCCUGGAAAUCGGAGUUCCCUGUCCCAAGCACAUGGAUAUAAACUCAGUUUCUUUCCCCUGCACAGUGAAAGCCGACUUGACUCAAGGCGGGCGAGGAAAUUGGCUGGUCAAAAACGAAAGUGAGUUAUCUGCAACACUGAGACAAAUCCGAGGGGUAUGCCAAUGGAAGGAUGAGAUUGUAUUCCAGGAAUAUAUCCCUGGGGUAAAGGAAGUUCCUAGCUUUCAGUUUAAUCUGCAUAAAUCUGGGGAGCUUUUUUGGGUGGGAACUACAAUUGGCGGAUUCACUUCAAGUGGACUCACCUGCAUAAGCAGUUCGGUUGACUGGGACAAGCAACAGGAAUACAGAGAUCUUGUCCAUGAAGAAUUUACCAUACCAGUUAAAAAUUACCUUCACAAGCAUGGCUACUUUGGUCUUGUGACCUUCGAGGUUUUAAUCACAGACCACGGAAAGUACCUCAUUGAUAUCAACCCAAGGAUUAGUGGCGAUACAACACAUUUACUAGUGGCUCCUUAUAUUGCUUCAGAACUUGGCCUGAAACAUUCCACAGUAUUUCUGAAGAAUAAGCACUACAACAUGUCAGCUGAAAAGUUGAUUGAGAAGGCAGACCAAAACAAUGAAAAAGGCGAGUCAAUUAUUGUUGUACUUUCAACAUUUGAUGCAGACAAGGGCUGUGAAUCUUAUAUGUCCAUUUUUGCCAGGAGCCCUGAAGAGGUUCAACACCUAUACCACCAGAUAAACAACUGAUGAUGAUUAAGUAAACGUGAGUUUUAUGAAUUAUAUCAAAAAAUUAACAUCAUGUAUAGUUUAACCCCCCUUUUGACCUGGUUAUUACA